Messenger RNA from Melanotaenia boesemani (Boeseman's rainbowfish), 483 nucleotides. RefSeq names its product olfactory marker protein b (gene ompb). The coding region runs from base 1 to 483 and encodes 160 amino acids. The record is from RefSeq and is a predicted model, not a curated record. Lineage: Eukaryota; Metazoa; Chordata; Actinopteri; Atheriniformes; Melanotaeniidae. Gene Ontology annotation, biological process: signal transduction; sensory perception of smell. The transcript has a single exon.
AUGUCUACAAAGGUGGAGCUUCCCUUCCGGCUGGACACCCAGCUGACGGAGGUGAUGAGUCUGCGGGUUCAGUCUCUGCAACAGCGGAGCCAGCAGAGGCAGGAGGGCGAGCGUCUGCUGAAGCCCAACGAAGCUGUAUACCGACUGGACUUCUCCACACAGUCCCUUAAAUUUUCACACUGGAUGGUGCGGCUGGCGCAACCAGGACGCUUAACCAUCACAGCCACCUCGCAGCUCUGGACGCCGGACCUCACCAACCUCAUGACACGUCAGCUGCUAGAACCCACCGGGGUUUUCUGGAGGAUGGCGGCUGAUGUCUCGGCUGCAUCCGUCCAGUGUUAUGAGGCUGACACGGCAGAGUUUGGUGAGAGGAUUGCAGAGCUGGCCAAGGUAAGGAAGGUGAUGUACUUCCUGUUUGCAUUUGCAGAAGGCUGCAGUCCAGAGACUGUCGACUGCUCCAUCACCUUCAUAGUGGAUACUUAA